Messenger RNA from Nanorana parkeri, 1275 nucleotides. RefSeq names its product A-Raf proto-oncogene, serine/threonine kinase (gene ARAF). Gene Ontology annotation, molecular function: protein kinase activity; ATP binding. The record is from RefSeq and is a predicted model, not a curated record. NCBI's taxonomy places the organism in Eukaryota, Metazoa, Chordata, Amphibia, Anura, Dicroglossidae. Gene Ontology annotation, biological process: protein phosphorylation. The annotation marks the transcript as partial. The transcript is spliced from 9 exons. Gene Ontology annotation, cellular component: cytosol; mitochondrion.
GAGGCAUUAAGGAUCGCCGCUGCCACUCCUCGGGACGGGACUCCGAAGCCUGGCGUUCCUCUUGGGAGUAAAUCGCCUCCAGUAAAGUCUCCUGUGGAGGCUCCAAGAGAGAGAAAGACCUCUGCAUCAGACGACAAGAAGAAAGUGAAACAGCUGGGAUACCGAGAUUCAAGCUACUACUGGGAAGUCAACUCCAGUGAAGUGGUGACACUGAAACGCAUUGGAGCAGGCUCCUUUGGCACUGUAUUUCGUGGCAAGUGGCACGGCGAUGUGGCAGUCAAGAUUCUCAAAGUGACCAAUCCGACGUCAGAGCAGAUCCAGGCCUUUAAAAAUGAGAUGCAGGUCCUCAGGAAGACACGUCACGUUAACAUUCUGCUUUUCAUGGGCUUUAUGACAAAACCCACCUUUGCAAUAAUCACCCAGUGGUGCGAAGGGAGUAGCCUGUACCGCCAUCUGCAUGUAAUCGAGACUCGAUUUGACAUAUUCCAACUCAUAGACAUUGCAAGGCAGACAGCACAAGGGAUGGAUUAUCUUCACGCUAAAAAUAUUAUUCAUCGAGAUCUGAAAUCGAACAACAUCUUCCUCCAUGAGGGUCUCACUGUAAAGAUUGGCGACUUUGGCCUGGCCACAGUAAAGACACGGUGGAGUGGAUCCCAACAAGUGGAGCAGCCCAGUGGUUCCAUCCUAUGGAUGGCCCCAGAGGUGAUCAGGAUGCAGGAGACAAGUCCAUACAGUUUUCAGUCUGACGUGUAUUCGUUUGGAGUUGUCCUGUACGAACUGUUGGCUGGCUUGUUACCAUAUGCGAACAUAAAUAAUAGAGAUCAGAUCAUUUUCAUGGUCGGUCGUGGUUACCUCAGUCCUGACCUCAGCAAAGUGCCCAAUAACUGUCCCAAAGCCAUGAAAAGACUUCUAUCAGACUGCAUGAAAUUCAAGAGGGAGGAGAGGCCUCUGUUCCCUCAGAUCCUUUCCUCCAUUGAGCUGCUCCAGCGUGCACUCCCCAAGAUAGAGCGCAGCGCAUCGGAACCAUCUCUGCACCGAGCGGUGAACUCUGAGGACCUCAACCCCUUCCUGAUUAGCACUUUCCGCCUUCUCCCCCACUGACGGGAGAGCGCCCCAUGUACACAGUUUAUCAUCUAUCUCUGGACUGUUGUCUAGGAACCGGGAAUGUUCUGUCCUUCCGCAUUGGGCUCAUGUGGUUUCUCUUCUUGAUGCUACUUUACGCUCCAUGUUGAUUAAUUGUUCAGCUCUAUCUUUUCUAUGCCUCUGCGAAUUAAA